AUGCAGUACCGAGUGAUGGCAACAGUAUUGGAAACAAUAGACCAUCCCGCGGAUGUUGUAGCACCAUGUAAAGUGUGUAUUGAGGAGUUAAACAGUUUGCCAGUGGUUCAGCAAAGUCUUCAAGAACAGCUCAAGACAGGAAUCAAGAGUUUAUUUAACAAAGAAGAACAACGGAAAGUUAUUUCCGGUGUCUGUCUUGUCAAUCGUGUCGCCUACGAUGUCACACAAACAGUAUCCCAGAAAGAACCAUUGCCACAAUGGCUCAUGAUUGAUACAGGAAAAGAGAAAUUUGAUCUGCUGCGAGACCGGAGAGUAACAAAAAUACUUUGUAAAGAGGGUAUGGAGAACUGUAGUGUAUCAUGGAUACUUGGUCAUGACGGCAAAGAGGAGCACGGAUUAAAUAAUCCGAGUGGUAUCGCUACCAACUCAAGCGGGCAUUGUAUUUUAAAAGACUGUGGCUUGACAAUCAGGUGUUUGACAACAGUGGCAAGUUUGUGCGACUUUUCAGACUUCCUCCUCUUAUUGAUGACAGCGGUAAAGAGCUAUCGAUUGACAGCUGGCCGGUUUAUCUGGCCACAGACAUGAAUAAAAACAUUUAUAUGCUAGUCAAAGAAAAGUCGAGUCGCGAGCGCUGGAUUUUUAAUUUUAACGAAAGAGCUGAACAGCAUCACAGUUUUCUUGUCAGGACAACGGAAUUCGACUUUAAGCUGUGUAAACUGUCAGUCAGUGAUAGUGGUAAAGUGGUGGUACUGAAGAGUGACAGGACAAAGAAAUGGUCUAUUGUGGAUGUAUAUGAGACUGAUGGUCAUUUUGUUUGCAGUUUUGGAGAAAAAAUCUUGAGUUACUCGUACGACAUCACUGCUGUAAGUGAUGGCAAAGUUAUGGUGGUGGAAAAAGGGGAUCCGUCGUGUGCUCACAUGUUCAGCGAACAAGAUGACCAUCUGCACAGUUUUAAUCUGGAAAAGGCUCUAAGAUCUUUACAAAUUGCAUUUCACAGGGAAAGUAAACAAGUCGUCAUAGCUGGUGUUAAGGGUAUGAUUUCAGACAUCUUGUAUAUAGAAAUAGACACCAAUGAUGGUAAGUUGAUGCAAAGUAUUUCGAUCCAUUUCGGAGAGUUCAACAUAGCUCCGUUUGGGAUUGCAGUGACUUCUGAGGGACGCGUUGCAGUAUCGAUCAUGUUUGACGAUUCAAAACCUGAAGUAAUAAUUAUUUAAAAAACGUACUAAUGUACUGAUUUUCCCUUCUUGCUUUCACUUUUUGUUAGUAGACUAAUUAUUAUUAUGGAUAAAUUGGUGUUUUGCACAAUAAUCAUGCAAUUAACAUAAUAAGCACAAUGCCCUUAUUUUUCACACGGCAUGAUGAAACUUAAGACUAAAGUUUCGUGCCUAAAGUGAAAACUUUUAUAGCCUUCAAUUUAUUAACUUUUGAUGCGCUAUUAUUUAAUCGAACAGAUGCGAUGGAGUUUUGCAAUUUUCAUGGAAAAUAAGUAUUACAUAAUUAAUCAUGUAGGAACUUUAUUGGUAGCUCCAGGCUUAACUAGAGAUAUGAUGCUUAUUUGGCAACCAGCUCUGUGGUCCGCACCUCUUUAGAUGUAUUAAUAAAAUUCCACUUUGUAACUGCCAUAUAACUCCUUGUAAUGCGAAGAAAUAAUUUUUUUAUAUCAUGCCAAGGUGACACGUCUAAUAAAUACUCAGCAAUAAGCUGAGAUAUUUGUUUGUUCUUGUUACCGUGUUUACUUGAUAAUGUAUGGAUAUUGUAAGGAGAAGUCGAAUGUGAUUACCUUCUGUGAGUGAAAGUGUUGAUAUCCAGUCUCCCUUAAAUGCAAGUGCGUCAUUUUUUAUUUUAAUCAUGGUGUUCCUAUAUUUCGAUAAUUUUAACAUUAGCCUUUAUCCGUCUUUUAAGCAUAAUGCGUGGAAAGUUACUGCUGUGAUAGGCCCAAUGUUUGCUUAAGUAGUUUUGAACACUUCUGCUUUCUUGUCGAAUGUUUCAUUAAUCAAGUUUAGUAUUUCAUUAGGCUGUUGUUUCCUGCAUGACGAUUUUCAAACGAGACCAACUGUUAGAUGGUUAAAUAUUAGGAUAAUGAUCCUUGUAGAUCAAAUCAAACUUGUCAGUUAAUGCUAAUUAUUUUAUAGCUGGCGGAGCACGUGGGUGAGAUGAUGCGAAUCCUUUGCUUUGCUUGGCUACUCGAGUGGGCAAGAGUUACAUCUUGCCCGCUGAUGAAAAGUGUAAUUUUUUUUUGUAUCUAGUGGAAAUUAAAAUAUGGUCAAUUAUCAUCAAAUCUUACCACUUGUUGAAUUUGUUCUUGUUUUCUCUUAGGUUCUUCUUUUUCGUAUGAUUUCGAUGAACUUCGAAUACAACUCUUGCCCCACAGCCUCCAACUUCCCGUACCACGUUCUCCCACCUCCCUUUCUUUUGCGGCCCUUUGUUUCCCAACUCCCGCCCUCUUUGUAUUACUCCCGUCUCCAGUUUGAUAAAAAGGACUAUUGAUUUAACAAAUUACUUUUCCAUUACUUUUAAUUUUCGCACGUUGUCGGUAGUAGCUUUAGUCGUGAGCUAUGUAAAAGUUGGCUCCAACUAAUGAUUCAUAAAAUUGUUGAACCGUUUGCAGUUUUGAGCGUUCAGUUUAAGCGCUGAUAGAUCGUUAUUGCACAUUAUUCUUCGGCUGGUCUAGGAGAUAUAUUUUAAAACUACUCGGAUUUCUUCGAGAAGUCGAGGUCUUUUGAAACCUCUCCGGAAAGAUUUAAAAGUUGUUCAUAUAUUCUCUUAUACAUUAAUUCACUAGCAGUAUCAUUUAGCUUUGUGAUUGUGUGAUUUAAAAGAAGCAUUUGCAGAUGCGUGGUCUUAUUUCUUAUUGUCACAUACAAAAAUACUGAAUAAAAGGGGUAAUUUUCUAAGGAAUCUGUGGUGCUGCGUCGGUGGGAGAGUAUAGCAGGUAAUUUGGUGUUAACCGAGUUGAAAACGUAAAUUGGCCACCGUAAAGAGUAAAAAGCUGACGUUUCGAGCGUUAGCCCCUGGUCCAUCGCUCUGACGAAGGGUUAGCGCUCGAAACGUCAGCCAAUUUACGUUUUUAACCUUGUUGUUAGCACUAAAUUGCCUACAAAAAUACUAAGGGUGAUCAAUAUGGCCUUGGACGACGUUUGACGUGACUCGCUUUGCUCGCUGGAUAAUUCCGACUGUUGACACUGUAUACAUGUUUCAUGUUAUCUCAUUCACGACUUACGAUGUAAUUGACUUCGAAAGGUAUCUAAUAUUGGCCUUUGACGAGAGCAAUGUGCGAGAUCUGAAUGAAAAUUUUAAACCAAAUGACCGCACUGCGCGGGCGGAGGUAAAACUGUUUGCAACAUAUGAUCUAAAGGAGAGUUGAUAAUACACGAUCCUUACUAUGGAGACGUUUCAGAUUACGAAGUCAUGUUCGAUUUUGUUCACAGAUGCUGUGUGGAUUUUUUGAAACAGUGUUAGAGAAGAUAGCGACUUACUGGUGUUUCAAUCACCGAGUCAAUAAUUUUAAUGCCUUCGAUUCAGACGCACUGAAGAGAAAUACUAAGUUUUGAGGUAUGACGACGGGUGUAUUCAUUUAUAUUGUGAAGCUCUGACUGCCAGAGCACCGCGAACAAUGGACGAAACAUCGAAACUGCAAUAUGUUUUAUAUCCAUGCAUGCCGGAUUUACACACACAAAUGAGGAUAGACCAGAGCGCCAUGCCAUAUACUUGAAGGGACUGUACAUAAAGUCGAUUUACUAUCGAUCUUCUGAAUGUUUCAUUUAAGGUCACUGCCAAUAAAAUCUGGUCAAAAUUCUUUCAAGUUUCCCGUUUUCUUUUGCUUUUUAGAUCGAGGAAGCUUUUAAGUUGUGUGCCCACCGAAACAAAAACUUUGACAACUUUUGCUAUUUUCGGAAUCUAUACUUUAUAAGCUCCAUAGUGACAUAUAGUUCUUCAUGGUUUGUUUUAUAAGUACCGCGCUUAAGACGAUUUUUCCAAGAGGCACCCUAUUUUGUUGACAGUAACCUCUUUGAAAGUUUUGCUACAUCAAUUUUCUUUUCAAACUUUCAAUCUUUAGCAUCUUAUGGACCCUUAACCGCUACGAUGACCAAAAUGAAUGUCAUAAAAAUGUUCAAACGACAAGGCUGAUUGAUUAUUUCACCGCAGGCUACUGAACAAGAAACAAAAGCAGCGCCACUAAUUUGUUUUCCUGUACACCAAAACUUUGACGACGAAACAAAAAGGAAAAAACCGCAAGAUACAAGAUCACCGCAAUAACUUAAUUUAUAAUGGUAAUUGAAGUAAGUGGAAUUCAAUUUGGUCUGAAAUCAUACGCAUGAUUUGCCUUGAAAUCACAAGUAUGAGUCUAGACCAAAAUUGACAUGAAGUUCAAUUGCCACUUUAUUUCAUCUUUUUUGAAAUCAGAAGAUUGAUUUAUCAUUGCCUAUUAUUCGUUUUUAAAUUUUACUUAGCAGAUAUUUGGCAGUCUUCACAAAAGUGAGUUUUGCAUCAUGAUGGCACAAAACAUUGGAAUGAAAGGUAUUUCAGAGCGUGGCUGUGUUGAUAACGAAAAAAGUUUGUUAUGCACCGUGGUCAAAAAAUAGAUCUGUAACCCUUGACUGUGGAUUCGUUUGAUUAACAGCUCGUAGAAGCGGUAAACUAACUAAAUGUGUGGCUAACUGAAUAUUUCUACGGUGCGAAUUAAUUCUUCGAAGUUUUAAUCAGUGCUGUUAGUACUAAUAAACAGAGAACUGUACAACAAAUCGCUUUAGCUGCUUCACGCUCUUUGAUCUGAGGUAAGGUCAGUCGGCGCGAAGAGUCCCUUAGAAUCUUGCACGUUCGGUUAGAAUUUGCUAGGUUAGAACGAUUUCGUAGAGUUGAAUAACUGAUCUGGAAAUCAAACACGAUGUUUGGAGAGGAUGAAAAAAAUCGAGAACGGAGUCAAACUAAGGAAGAUAGAGUUAAACAGGUUGAGUGUAGAAGAUAAACUUAUGUACAAAGUAGAAAUCAAGUGUAUGCUAUUCAGUUGUAGCAAGUCAAACGUAUCGUGAAGAGGAGCUAAAAAAACCGAAGUGACUUCCUAUGGAGUAAGCUGGUAUCCAGUAAAAAGAGAUUGCGCUUUCUACAAGAAAUUUGAGAAAAAAACCAAACUUGGAAAAAAUUGGUUUCGCUUUACAUAAGUAUCUUUGUGACUUUAAAACCGAACUUGGAAUCACUGUCGGAGAAAAUGCACACCUACCCCUUCCCUAACCCAACGACAGUCAACUGAUAACAAGUUAGGGUAAAAUAAUCAAAAAAACUUCAUAAGUGCAUCUGCGUUUGUGAGAACAGGAAACUGUAUAGUAUAGUCCUAAUUUCUAUUGAGAUCCGCUUUGCGCACCCUAAACGAAACUACAAUUUUCACAAUUGUCACUUAGGCCGAUAAAGAAAUUCGAAUCAAAUGCACUUCGUGCGUUUGAUUUGAAUUUUUUGAUCGACAGUCGUGAAUUAACGAUUAAUUUAUAGGAAGAUGGGACGAAAUGGCUGAGAUGGAUGUAGAGUGAACAAGAAAGAUUAGAGUUUUGAAGUAGAAAUGAAAGAAAAAGAUGAAGAGAAAUCGUGAAAGUUACUAUGUAUUACCCUGAUUCAUUAGAGCUUUCAGACUUUGCUGUAUUCUUACGCCUACAAGAAGGAGCUGACUUACAUCGUGGAGUUGCUCGAGGUUUUCUAUUUCAUAAAGAAAGAAAUCAGGACAACAAAAAUCAAAGAUAGAGUUAGGGCACCAGAGAUGGAGGGUAAUAGAGUACGAAAAAGGAAGAAAACGGCCGUCUUUUUCCGGGUAUCAGCCUGCAGAAUCUUCAAGAUUAAAAAACAAAAAACAAAAAAACAAAAAGAAGAAGAAAGGAAAGAAAGUAAAGUCGAAAUUGAUAAUAAAGUACAACAGAGGAAAAGCUAGUAUGCAGAUCCAAAAUUUAAGGAAUAGGAAAAGGUUCAGCAACAGCAACAAAGAUCUCUCCCAAAGUUCUGUUUGUUACAGUCACAUUUUGUCAUGCGGAUUUUUCUCUUGUGAGGAUAAGAGAAAAAAGUAAAAAAAAAGAAAACUGACUGAAAUUACAAGGAGAUAUUUAGAAACAAAUUUCUUUCUUGCGAACCUUGGAUAUCACAAAAUGGCUUUGUUCAUGACUUUCCUUAAUAACAUUCUCUCGAUACAACGCGUGCAACUUAACUGUAUUGAAUCACGGUGGUUCGUUUUCUUCACAUCAGCUCUUCAAUAAUCUGGAAUGUGCGAUCAGAAUCUCACCCCUAGUCGCAAAGAUGCGUACAAAUCAUGUAAAAACAGUAUUGAAUUUCGAAACUAGUGUCCUAAGAAAGACCAGGAGAAAAAAGAAUGCCUUUUUCACAUGACAGCUCUGGUUUAAGUUCCUCGCUCUACCCAGGAAGGGUUCAAAAUUUCUCUCCUCCCCCGGAAGACAGUCAAAUGCCUGUGCGUUACUCAGCCGGGCAGAGGGGGGGAUGUUGAAGCUUCGAAAUGAGUGGAAUCCAAUUUUCCAAAUGAAGCGCUAUCAACAACUGACCGCAUCAUAGCAAUGCAGUACCGAGUGAUGGCCACAGUAUUAGAAACAAUAGACCAUCCCGCAGAUGCUGUAGCACCAUGUAAAGUGUGUAUUGAAAAGCUAAAUGGUCUGCCAGUGGUUCAGCAAAGUCUUCAACAACAGCUCAAAACAGGAAUCAGGGCAGUGAAGAGUUUAUUUAACAAAGAACGCUGGAAAGUUAUUUCCGGUGUAUAUCUUGUUAAUUGUAUCGCCCACGAUAUCACACAAAACAAUAUCCGUUAAAGAAUCAUUGCCACAAUGGCCCGAGAUUGAUGCAGGAAAGGAGAGAGUUGAUCUGCUGCGAGAUCGGAGAGUAAGAGAAAUACUCGGUAAACAGGGAAUGGAGAACUGUUGUGUAUCAUGGAUACUUGGUCAUGAUGGCGUAGAGGUUCACGGGUUAAAUAAUCCGCGUGGUAUCACUACCAACUCAAGCGGGCAAUAUAUUGUAGCAUACAAUGACUUGACAAUCAAAGUGUUCAACAACAAUGGCAAUUUUGUGAGACGUUUCAGAAUUCCUCCUCUUAUUGAUGACAGCGGUAAGGUGCUAUUAAUUAAAACCUGGUCGUUUCCUCUGGCCACAGACACGAAUGACAACAUUUAUGUACUGGUCAGCGAGGAGAGUCGUAUGGACUCAAACUGGAUUUUUAGGUUUAACAAAACCGCUGACCAGCAUCACACGCUUCAAAUCAGAAGGAUGGGCUUCGACUUUAAGUUAUGUAAAUUGUCAGUCAGUGAUAGUGGUAAAAUGCUGGUACUGAAGAGUUACUGUAAAGAAAAUUUUGGGAUUGUAAAUGUAUAUGAGACUAAUGGAGAGUUUGUUUGCAGUUUUGGAGAACAAAUCUUGAGGAGCCCGUACGACAUCACUACUGUAAGUGACGGCAGAGUUAUGGUGGUGCAAGGAUGCGCUCCGUCACGUGUUCACAUAUUCAGCGAACAAGGUGAUUAUAUAAACAAGUUCAAUUUGCCAAUGUCUACGACCUAUCCAAAAAUUGCUUUUCACAAGGAAAGUCAACAAGUCAUUGUGGCCGCUCUUAAGGAAUAUAUUUCAGACCUCCUGACUAAACUAAUAUGCACCAAAGAUGGUGAGUUUGUGCAAAGUACUGUUAUCCCUAUGGGAGAGUCCGUUAUUCUGGAUGGGAUUGCAGUGACCACUGAGGGACGCAUUGCAGUACUAACCCAGCAU
Molecule: messenger RNA, 7734 nt
Organism: Pocillopora meandrina
Lineage: Eukaryota; Metazoa; Cnidaria; Anthozoa; Scleractinia; Pocilloporidae
Source: the annotation of a GenBank genome assembly